Molecule: messenger RNA, 1710 nt
Organism: Oppiella nova
Lineage: Eukaryota; Metazoa; Arthropoda; Arachnida; Sarcoptiformes; Oppiidae
Source: the annotation of a GenBank genome assembly
AUGGCGAAGAAGAAGAAGUCGAUCGCCAAACCAUCGGUCGAGCGAACAGAACACACAAAUAAUUACUGGAAAUGUCUUCUCAAUAGGACUGACACCCCAUUCAAUGGAGAAGCGCUGAAACACGAGUGCAGAAUAGGAAUAUACGGCUGGAGAAAGAAAUUCCUAUACAUUUUAAUCAUAUUAAUUGCAGCGCUGGUGGUACUCAACGCCGCGCUAACUCUUUGGAUCAUAUCUGUACUCAAUUUCUCUAUGAAUGGUUUGGCAAAUAUGAGGGUAGACUCGGAUGGCCUGACACUCAAUGGCAACGCAUUCAUUGACGACCAUUUAUUUGCCACUUCUAUCAGCUCUAGAAAAGACCAGUCAUUGAGACUGAUAUCUGAGGACAACAUAACUUUAAUCGCCAGAAGCAGUAGUGAUGGAAAGGUUGCCAAUAAAAUAUCGAUCGGAAACUCGAGAUUGCGGGCCAUAUCUAAUGACUUCCGUAUUAAUGGCAGAGACGGGAGGCUAUUGUUUGGCGUUAAUGAGGACAAAGUGACCGUCGCUACCGACACACUGCAAGUGGACAACUUAAGCGGAUUGCGAUUCUCGCGGUCCAUUCAGACGCCGCUAAUACAGGCUAUGGGACACUCAGACCUCAAACUAAUAUCACCGGAACGUCGGGUCAGUCUCUUAGCGCCAAUCAGUAUCGCAAUGGAGUCACGACUGGGAGAUGUGUCGGCCAUAAGUCUUAAAGAUUUACGACUGAAGUCAAAACAGGGAAAAAUAACGUUAGAGUCGAAAGAUAUACAGUUCAGAAAUCUUCAUCUGGCAAUACCUACACAAACAGCUCGACACCAGUUCUCCUCAAAUGUGUACCAACUAUGCGUUUGUGCCGAUAGUGGAAAGAUGACAGCCGAGGGUCGACGCAGUGAAGUCAUACUAUUGGACGGCAGACGAGUUGAGCUGAUUAUUCAGCCAAAACUAUUUGCUGGAGAUUUGUUUGAUAUCGUGUCCUCACAUUUCAACCUCAAAGAGAAAGAGUACUUCGGAUUAGCCUUUUUGGAUGAGACAUGCCAGUAUUCAUGGCUUAAUUUAGACAAAAGGGUCCUAGAGCACGAAUACGCCAAAAAGCAUACUCACGAAAAGCUUAUUUUACACUUUUUGGUUAAAUAUUUCGUGGAGAGUAUAACACAACUGAACGAUACGGCGAGUGUUGAGCUCUUCUAUCUUCAGGCCAAAUCACUGGUCGCUAAUGAGGUAAUCCAAGUCUACGCGGACACUGUCUUCCUAUUAUCGGCUCUGGUAUUGCAGUCAACUCAUGGCGAUUAUGUUAAUGAGGAGAAGGUAAUUGAAGAGUACAAAGAGCUGAGGGGUCAAAGUCGUGGCCAUGCGAUCGUCAAAUAUAUGUCAAUAAUUGAAAAGCAACCGACAUAUGGGGUACACUUCUAUGAGAUCAAAGAUAAAACAGGUAUUCCGUAUUGGCUUGGACUGAGCUAUAAAGGCAUCAAUCAAUUUGAUUACAACGAUAGACGUAUUCCGCGUCGAAAUUUCCAGUGGAAACAACUCGAGAACCUGUACUUCAGAGAGAAGAAGUUCUCCAUCGAAGUCAGAGAUCCAAAACGUGUUGUGCAUACAUUAAGUUCAAUCAAUUUAUAUGAGAACGCAAUCGAGGAGUCGAUCGACACGUUUGACGAUCUCUCGACCGCAAUCACUGAUCCAACGACACAGUAA